CAGCCUCUCCACAGAUUACUUUGUUUCCGUACACUCGCCAAAUCCAACGGUCAAGAUUAGCCGCGCCGCCGAGAUGAUAAGCCACACCACGCCGCCGCCGCCGCCGCCGCCGCCGGAGACGGACGAGAUGCCGCCGGAGAUGGACGAGAUGCCGCUGAGCGACGACGUGCUCCGCGAGAUCCUCCUCCGCGUCCCGCCGCUGCCGACCCAGCUCAUCCGCGCCGGCGCAGUCUGCAGGCGGUGGCGCCGCAUCGCCGCCGAGCCGGGGUUCCUCCGCCGCUACCGCGCCCACCACGGCGAGCCGCCGCUGCUCGGCUUCUUCGUCAACCCGCGCGGCCGGGAGCCCCUCUUCCGCGCCACCCUCGACGCCCCCGACCGCGUCCCGCCCGAGCGCUUCUCCAUCCGCCUCCACGACGACACCGAGCUCGGCGGCAACUGGUACUACCACGGCUGCCGCCAUGGCCGCCUCCUCCUCCUCAACUGGAAGAGCGGCCUCGGCUGCCGCCAGAUCCUCAUCUGGGACCCCGUCUCCGGCGACCUCAUCCACCUCUCCCCCCCGCCGCAGCUCGAUGCCCUAAAGGGGGUCUUCUUCCAGGCCACGGUGAUCUGCGCCGCCACCACCGCCGCCGGUGACCACGUCCACGGCGACAACUGCAAGUCCAACCCCUUCAAGGUGGUCCUCGUCGGCACCGACAGGUCCACCGCCUUCGCCUUCGUCUACUCGUCGGAGACCGGAGAUUGGGGAGACCAUGCUGCCGAAACCCCAGUGGGGAAUUGCAUCUCGCUUGGGUGCAGAUGCAUCCAGAUUGGGGAUUUCCUCUACUGGAUGCUCUUCGGCUACGACAACAACAUCCUCGAGUUCAAUUUGGUGAACCACAGCCUCUCCGUGGUGUAUGUGCCGACGCAUAUCCAUGAAGAUCAUGAUGGCCUCUACCCGAUUACUCUCCAAGAGGGGACAGAGCUUGGGCUCAUUGUCAUGUCAAGAUCCUGCAUGCAGAUAUGGCAGUGGAUGAUCGAUUUCGACGGCCUCCCCGGGUGGCUGCCGCUCGAACCGAUCUACCUCGACAAUCUUCUUCAUCUGAGCGCGGGGGAGUGUGUCAAUCCGACCAAGGUGCUGGGGUUUUCGCAGGAUUACAAUGAGCUGUUCGUCGCGUCGUCCACCAGGAUCUUCAUGGUCAAUCUUGAGUCAUUGCGGUUCAAGGAGCUUUGCAAAAUGGACGAGUUCUUGGACUCCCCCGACUCCCGUCCUAUAUAUGCCGUGUAUCCGAUCGCAAGUUUCUAUGAUGCAGAUAGUUCAUCGUCUUCUGCAUAAGCCAGUGGUAGAACAAUCUACUUUAGCUCAUGUAUUCCAGAGUGUGUAACUUAUGUUGCUAUGGUAUCAAAGUUACGAUCUUUUGAGUGAGUAUUUUCUCAUCCUGAGAUACAAGCAUUUGUAAACUACCAACCGAAACCCAUAAAACAAUGUAAAUACUUAAAAUUGAUGAGUUUGGAUGCCUAAAUCUAAUUAUUUUCAUCCCAGUAGUAGCUGAUAAUUCAAAUCGACGCAUUUGGAAUUUAGGAUGCUUAAAUCUACUUCCUUUCAUCCAGUGACUGUUGUCUGAAGUAUCCCAGCCAAAAUCAAUUGUUCUUCUAUUGUUCAUUUCUUUUCUGAAUGAUUGCUUCUGUUAAUAAACUCACCACAAUGGUGAUGUUAAUGUAUUUACUGUCUGACAUAAUAAGCUGUAAAUUUGAGAUCUUUGCUGAUAAAAUUGUUUGAUUUUUCAAAUUUGUCUGCCACCGGUUGCUAAGAUGAAACUGCUUCCAAAAUACUCCUGCUAUGGCAUAUGACGCUGGUUCAUGUGUAUCAAAGUUUAGACAUUCUAAAGAGUAGACUUGUAGGACUUAACAAUAUGUUUUGGCUGCUUUGCUCAUUGAUUCCUGUUGAGAGUGUCGUUCAUGUAAUGCCAGUAGGGAUUGUUAGAGUGGCUGAUUCCAUUAAUUAAUACAAUAGCAUCUGCUUUUUAAUUACGGCUGGUUAGUAUCGUUAAUUUUUGUUCUGUUGAUCCUACUUGCUUGCUUAUUGCUCCUAUCCACAAGCUCUAAAGUCGACGUUUACGAUGGUAUAUCUCCAUCAUGGCAAAUACUCAAUACUGGGGAUAGCACACUUUUUCUUUAAUUAGCCCUUGUUCGUAUACUCUUAUGAAGCGACUUGUUUAAGAUGGAGCCUUUUUGCUGUUUUCUUCAGAGGCCUUUUUCUUCAGUGGGAGUGCCGUUUCAUAAAGGGUAACGUGUGUGUUGAUAUGAAGUGAACGUGUUCUUUUCUGGACAGUGACAGUGGUUGUUUAGAUCCCGAUGCAUUAAUCUGAAGUGUCAAUCUGUGCAAUUCUAUAAUUCAAAAAUGAGUAAAUCGCAUCAACAGUCCGUAAGUAGGUUUGAGCUUGUAAAUAGUAAAUUGUUCAUCGAGAUCUCUAAACUUAGUUUAUUAUAUCAUCCCGAUCCAAAGACUUAUUUGAUCACGAUCGUCUAGUACGUGCCAGCGAUAGAGAAAGGGGGGGGGGAGCUUUAUAAUGAAUAUAUUUUCUCAUCCUGAGAUACAGAAGUUUGUAAAGUAGCAAGGAACCCAUGAAACAUUGUAAAGGCAAGUUAGUAACUCAUAAGCUGACUAUGUUUGGAUGGCUAAAUCUAAUAACUUCGGCUACAUCGACCAUGGGUAUUCUAUGCAUGGCUUCAUCGAGACCACGGCUCCCUCGCGUCCUUUGAUUUGGCUACAUCGAUUACGGCAUAAAAGGGCUAUCAUCCAUGUUGAGCACUUUUGCUAGUUUUUCUUUAGUCUAAGCCUCCGCGCUGUUUACGCUUGGACUGCAGGGGAAGUUAGAGUAUAUGUUAGGAUAUGGUUGAUUUGUGUGGACUUCUUUCAUAUCUGUAAUCUUUUCUUAUCUCUACCCCAUGUAUCUCCUAUAUAUACUGGCCCCCGAGUUUCAAUACAAUGUGCAUUUCUCUAUCUCUACUAUUUAACACCAUGCCAAGUCGGUAACUCAAAAUUGAUGCGUUUGGAUGCUUAAUUCUAAUUCCUUCAUCCAAUAACAGUUCCUAACUCAAAAUCGAUGCAUUUGGAUGCUUAAAUCUGCUUCCUUUCAUCCAUUUAUUGUUGUCUGAAGUGUCCCAUUAGGAAUUAACUGUUCUUACUUCCUCCGUCCCAUAAUAUUUGUCGUUUAGGUUGUUUAGCAUGUACUAAUAUUAGGAGAAAAAUACUAUAAUAUCAUCAGGAAUUAACUGUUCUUACUUCCUCCGUCCUAUAAUAUUUGUCAUUUUAGGUUGUUUAGCAUGUACUAAUGUUAGGAGAAAAAUACUAUAAUAUCAUUAGGAAUUAACUGUUCUUACUUCCUCCGUCCCAUAAUAUUUGUCGUUCUAGGUUGUUUAGCAUGUACUAAUGUUAGGAGAAAAAUACUAUAAUAUCCUUUAAUAAAUAAUGUAUAGUUGGAUGUAGGAGGGUGGUUGGUUGUAGAAUGGGAAGAAAUUUGAAUUGAAAGUGGUUGAUGUAACAAGUAGUACUCCAAAGUGACAACUAUUUUGGGACAAUAUUUAAAUGCUAGAAAGAUAAGUAUUGUGGGACAGAGGAAGUAUAUUAUUGUUCACUUCUUUUCAAAUGACUGCUUUGCUACAUGAGUUCUUGUUAUAAACUGAAAGGAUACAACACUGAGAAUUUUCGUUAUAAACUCAACACAAGUGUGAUGCUAAUGUAACUUUUGCUGCUGCCUGCUGAGCGGCGAUAUGCUGGUUCAUGUGGAUCAAAAUAUAGACAUUCUACGGAGUGGACUUGUAGGAAUUAACUAAGAUUGUUUUGGCUAUUUUUCUCAUUCUUGUUGAGAGUCAGCGGUUUAUGCAGUGCCCAUAGGGAUUAUUAGACAGUGAUGACUUGGUCCACUUUUUUCUCCUGGGUUAGUAUCGUGUUAAAGUUUUUUUUAUAUAUAUUUUUGCUUUUGUUAUCUUCCGAGAACAUUUGAGUGCUUGAGGCAGUGUCACUUGUCAAUUACUGCUCCGGUGACUGUUAAUUUGGAUUUUCUAUGCGUGGUGCCUUGCAUUGCAUGUCACUAGCUAGAAAAGUAGUACAAGGUCCAUCAAAUAUCUGGAUAAAUUCACCUCCCUUGUGUGGAAUAGUAAUGCUCGGUUGACUACGCCAGUCGCCUCCCCCCUCCCUCCGCCGGUGCCAGUGUCCGUCUCCUCCUACGCCAUCGACGCCGCCUCCACACCAGCCGGCCACUGGCCAUCAUCAAUUUAUUUGAAGCAAGAACGAUCAUAUUGUAUAAUUAUGGAUCUUUCAGAAAGCAAGCACAAAGAGUAUAUUGAAAGGGCACAAUGGAUAGAGGAGAACAUUUCUAAUAUAAAGCCUUUCACAGAAGAAGAUAUAAAAAGAAUUACCAGUGACUACAACACCAAUCUUGGAAAUGGUGGAUUCGGAAAAGUUUACAAGGGAGUUCUUGAUGAUAACCAUUUCGUUGCAGUGAAGAAGUAUAUUAAAAUGGAUUCUGAAGAAAUGUUUGCCCAAGAAGUACGUGUUCACAGUCAAAUCAACCAUAAAAAUGUAGUCAGGCUAAUUGGCUACUGCAUCGAGAAAAAUGCUCCAAUGAUGGUCAUGGAGUAUGUGCCUAAUAGGGACCUUGAUUACCAUCUUCAUGACAAGAAUAGCCUUGAUUCAUUGGACAUAAGAUUGGAUAUUGCUAUAGAGUGUGCAGAUGCUCUAGGGUAUUUACAUUCUAUGUGCAGCCCUGUUCUACAUGGUGAUGUAAAGCCUUCCAAUAUUCUGCUGGAUGACAAUUUUAAUGCAAAAAUAACAGAUUUUGGAAUAUCGAGACUUCUCUCGACAGACAAAACUCAUACUGUUAAGUGUAUAGGGAGUAUAGGUUACGUGGAUCCCCUGUAUUGUCGGGAGGGACGUCUCACCUCCAAAAGUGAUGUUUAUAGUUUUGGAAUAGUUCUUCAGGAGCUUAUCACCAAGAAAAAGGCGGCAAGUCUGGCUCAAGCUCUUGCUGAAGGAAAGGGGGUGACUGAAUUGCUUGAUCCCAAAAUUUGCAAUGAGAGCAACAUGAAGGUUUUAGUGGAGAUUGGAAAAUUACUACAGGAAUGCCUAACAGAGGACAUUCAUAGACGUCCGGAUAUGUGCGACCUGGCUGGGCACCUUCGGAUGCUUAGGAAAUUCUGUUUGAGACAACCUGCUCCACUAGAAAAUUUUGGUUGGCACCUCUUUCCUGAAACACAGAAUGAAGAUAAAGAACAAAGCCAGCAAGGUACAAACAAUGUCAGCUCCAGUUUGAUGGCGUUCCCUAAGAUGGCAGGCAUUUUCAACCGGAACAUGUACAAAUCUAGAAAGAAAGGAACCCCUCUGUAUAUUAGUGGAAAAAGAAUGUUCACAGCACGUGAAAUAAAAGUAAUAACAAAUAACAAUUCAACAAUUAUUGGUAGAGGUGCAUUUGGUAAUGUCUACCUAGGAAUUCUUGAGAAUUAUAGAAAGGUGGCAGUGAAGACAUACAUAAAAGGAACUGAACAUGAAGAGGAUCGAUGUGGUAAAGAGCUGAACCUUCCCGAACUGAUCCAUAAGAACAUUAUCCAACUGUUGGGUUUCUGCUGUAAGCUGGAUGCUGUAAUAUUGGUUUAUGAAUUUGCUAACAAAGGGAGCCUCUACGACAUACUCCAUGGUACUAGCAAUUUUCCUUUCCCACUAGAUUUACGUCUAGAUAUUGCUGUUGGGUCGGCAGAAGGACUGGCAUAUAUGCACAGUAGAUCCAAACCCAUACUACAUGGAGAUGUCAAAACAACCCAUAUACUUUUUGAUGACAACAUUGUGCCUAAAAUCUCAGGUUUUGGAUCAUCACAGAUAGGAGAAGAUAGCACAUGGGUUGUGGCAGCUGACAUCAAUUACAUAGACCGAAGGUACAUUCAAACCGGACUUUUCACACGGAAGAGUGAUAUCUAUAGUUUUGGAGUUGUUCUCUUGGAACUCAUCACCAGGAAACGAAUUUUAGAUAGUAAGAAAUGCAGUCUUGUUGUCGAGUAUGUCAAUUGUUAUGAGAAAGAAAACAGUGGGAGGAUUAUGUUUGACAAUGAGAUCACUGCUGAGGAAAACAUGGCCACCCUUGAAGCAAUUGGCAUUCUAGCAAUGAAGUGUUUAAGUGAUAAUAUAGAUGAACGACCAGAAAUGAGAGAAGUAGCCGAACAACUGGUGAUGCUUAAAAUGGCUUGGAAGCAGCUCAAAGGAAACAUAUAAGUUGUCACUUUCAAGACAGCCAUGGGAAACCACCAAAGCUUGACACAGAAGAUUUAUGAGGAAUGAAGUAAAUUAGCUCACAAGAUCUUUUCAGCACUACUUGUUCUACUAGUAUCGAUCAAUUAAGUUUCUCAUGUUUGGUGUAAUUGUUAUCUGAACUUCUGUUAGCAUUUGGAACACUAGUUAUAGCAGUCUGUAUGUUAUAAGCAGUAACAGUAAUUUGCUACCGCUAGUAUUCCUUUUGAUCCGUGAUUAACAAGUACUAUUAUCCGACAUGUCAAAGGGGAACAAUAGCAAGCAAAGUACACACAAAUUUAAUUUGAA
Oryza sativa Japonica Group (Japanese rice) is the source of this 6565-nucleotide messenger RNA. NCBI's taxonomy places the organism in Eukaryota, Viridiplantae, Streptophyta, Magnoliopsida, Poales, Poaceae. The record is from RefSeq and is a predicted model, not a curated record.